This is a messenger RNA of Neogale vison (American mink), 643 nucleotides long. Its product is annotated as MICOS complex subunit MIC26-like. The coding region runs from base 11 to 607 and encodes 198 amino acids. Gene Ontology annotation, biological process: cristae formation. The record is from RefSeq and is a predicted model, not a curated record. Gene Ontology annotation, cellular component: MICOS complex. The transcript has a single exon. NCBI's taxonomy places the organism in Eukaryota, Metazoa, Chordata, Mammalia, Carnivora, Mustelidae.
UGCCAGCAGCAUGUUCAAGGUAAUUCAGAGGGCUGUGGGGCCGGCCAGCCUGAGUCUGCUCACCUUCAAAGUCUAUGUGUCACCUAAAAAGGACUCACCUCACAAAGCUUCUGUGAAGGUUAAUGAGCUUUCACUCUACUCCAUUCCCGAGGGUCAGUCUAAAUAUGUGGAAGAGCCAAGGACCCCACUUGAGGAAAGCAUUUCACAUCUCCGACAUUAUUGCGAGUCGUAUACAAGUUGGUGUCAGGAAACGUACUCCCAAACUAAGCCCAAGAUGCAGAGCUUGGUUCAAUGGGGGUUAGGCAGCUAUGACUAUCUCCAAAAUGCACCUCCUGGAUUUUUUCCAAGACUUGGUGUUAUCGGUUUUGCUGGCAUUGUUGGACUUCUUUUGGCUAGAGGCUCAAAAAUAAAGAAGCUGGUAUAUCCGCCUGGAUUCAUGGGAUUUGCUGCCUCUCUUUAUUACCCACAACAAGCCAUCGUAUUUGUCCAGGUCAGUGGGGAGAAAUUAUAUGACUGGGGUUUACGAGGAUACAUAGUCAUAGAAGAUUUGUGGAAGGAGAACUUUCAAAAGCCAGGAAAUGUGAAGAAUUCACCUGGAAAUAAAUAGAAUGCUGCAUGCUCUGCCCAUUUUAAUCAGUUAUAG